Lemur catta (Ring-tailed lemur) is the source of this 2783-nucleotide messenger RNA. It is a transcript of the gene SURF4, whose product is annotated as surfeit 4. Gene Ontology annotation, biological process: Golgi organization. The transcript has 6 exons. The coding region runs from base 180 to 989 and encodes 269 amino acids. The record is from RefSeq and is a predicted model, not a curated record. Gene Ontology annotation, cellular component: endoplasmic reticulum; endoplasmic reticulum-Golgi intermediate compartment; membrane. NCBI's taxonomy places the organism in Eukaryota, Metazoa, Chordata, Mammalia, Primates, Lemuridae.
CGGCCGGGGCGGGCGGGCGGCGCGCGGCGCCUUUAAGGCUUGGCCUACGUGGCAGCCGCGGGAGCCGCCGCCGACGCGGAGCGAGGCCGGCCGCCGGCACUUCCUGUGGAGGCCGCAGCGGGCGCGGGCGCCUCCAGGCCGAGCGAGCGAGCCACCGCGCGCAGCCUCCCGCCGCCGCCAUGGGCCAGAACGACCUGAUGGGCACGGCCGAGGACUUCGCCGACCAGUUCCUGCGCGUCACGAAGCAGUACCUGCCCCACGUGGCGCGCCUCUGCCUGAUCAGCACCUUCCUGGAGGACGGCAUCCGCAUGUGGUUCCAGUGGAGCGAGCAGCGCGACUACAUCGACAGCACCUGGAGCUGCGGCUACCUGCUGGCCUCGUCCUUCGUGUUCCUCAACCUGCUCGGACAGCUGACUGGCUGCGUCCUGGUGCUGAGCAGGAACUUCGUGCAGUACGCCUGCUUCGGGCUCUUUGGGAUCAUAGCACUGCAGACGAUCGCCUACAGCAUCUUAUGGGACUUGAAAUUUUUGAUGAGGAACCUGGCCCUGGGAGGAGGCUUGUUGCUGCUGCUGGCGGAGUCCCGUUCUGAAGGGAAGAGCAUGUUUGCGGGCGUCCCCACCAUGCGCGAGAGCUCCCCCAAGCAGUACAUGCAGCUCGGAGGCCGGGUCCUGCUGGUUCUGAUGUUCAUGACGCUCCUUCACUUUGACGCCAGCUUCUUCUCUAUCGUGCAGAACAUCGUGGGCACGGCGCUGAUCAUUCUGGUGGCCGUCGGUUUUAAAACCAAGCUGGCGGCUUUGACGCUCGUGGUCUGGCUGUUCGCCAUCAACGUGUACUUCAACGCCUUCUGGACCAUUCCCGUCUACAAACCCAUGCACGACUUCCUCAAGUACGACUUCUUCCAGACCAUGUCGGUCAUUGGGGGCUUGCUGCUGGUGGUGGCUCUCGGCCCCGGGGGCGUCUCCAUGGAUGAGAAGAAGAAGGAGUGGUAACAGCCACAGGUCCCCACCCUGCCUGGCUAAUGCCCGUGGCCACCAAGGACUGGUGCGGGCUGAUGCAACCAAACUGCCAGCAUUUAGGUAUCCUCUUCCCCCUCCCUGGCAAGGGCACAGAUGUUCUGAGAACUUUAUUUGCAGAGACACCUGGAAAUUGAUGGCUGAACCUGACCGGGCGCCACGCUCUGGUGUCUGACUGUGCCGUGCUGGCCAGCCGGACAGUCGGUCCCCCACGGCAGGGCUUCGGGAGUGAGCAGCUGGGCUGGUUGUGGCCUCAGUCCCAUUUUUGAUUUUUUUUCCUGGGGGAGGGGCCUUCAAGCUGUACUGUGAGCAGACACAUUUGUACAUCAUUCAAAUCAGUCUCCCUCUUGUUUUUAAGUUUACAUUUUUAGUUCAAACUACUAAACAAUUUUGGAUGGUUCAGCCAAAUACCAAACAGUUAAACUCCUUGGUUUAAAAUUGUAGCAGUGGCUUCAACGUUGUUUCCGCCCCUGCGCUGUAGUACUUUCUAGGAACGGCGAGGACGUCAGUGGUGCGACGUCAGGGGUGGUGGGAGCUGCCGUUUACGGUAGCAGACGCUCGGAAAGCCUGCUCUGACCUGAUCGCUCAGUGUUUCAUUGGUGACACCCUGGGAGCUGUAGCGGCUUGAGGCAGGGACGAGGGGUGGUGAGUCCUCGGGGAAGCGGCAGCUCUGGGUGCUGCUGGCUGCCUGGAGCCCGGCAGUGAGGACCGCCCGCCAGGCACCUGGUAGGCCACAGGGCAGCCCGGCCGGGGCCUUUGGCACUGCUGCCCCCGGGCUCGUCCGUUACCUCACACCAACCUCAGCUCGAGGUCUGGGGCCCAUCCCCAGCCCCACACACCGCUUUCCCGAGGUCACUUGCUCCAACCUUGUCCACUUGCUACGCUGAAUGCAGCCAAAAUUACUUCUUAAAAUUUGUGAUGCCUUACUGAUUUGAUCUUGAUCCUGUAUUUAAAGUUUUCUAACAUUGCCUUAUAUGCGUUCCUCUUCUUGGGGGGGUUAAUCGCUUGUUCCCUGCUCCUCUGCACCGUGCUGAAUGCUGCCCGGCAGCCAGAACCCCUCUAUGGCUCCACAUCCAUCUGGGGACAGGUGGCUGAGGCUACCCUGGCGCCAGCCCUGACCAGCCUCUAGGUUCACCCUUCUCUCGCCCCUUGGCUUGUAGGGCAGAGGUGAGGCUGCUUCUGCCCACCAGUGCUGUUGGGCACCCACUGGCCCUGCUCCUGGACCCGUCACCUCAACCCACCUUGUAGCCCACCCCAGUCUCCUAGUAUUUAUAAAAUCAAGUAGUGGCUUCAGGACACAGGGGUUCUUUCUUCCUUGUCACUCAGAUGCUCACUGCACAGAGUGGCUUCUAACUCAGUGUUUCAAACUUGGCAAGGCCAUCUCCUGGCCCACACCCACCCCUAUGAACACAGCAAGGUGGCCCAUCACGGCAUACUCAGCUGAGUCACAGUGUCCCUGGGGCCACUGCCGGGGGUGGUGGCGAGUGCAGUUGGCACCAGCCCAGCAGCAGCAGCGCCUUGAUCCUGGUGGUGGUUCCGUUCCCCCACCCUGAACGGGCAAGUGCCCGGCACGUGGGGAGAUGCCUUUGCUGGGAGGAGGAACAGUGUGACCUACCAAUUGGUUCUGGCAAAACAAUUUCUGAAAAUUUUUUUGCUUUAUGUGGGAAAUAGAUCUAAAUCUCAUUUUAUGCUGUAUUUUAUAUCUUAGUUGUGUUUGAAAACAUUCUGAUUUUUGGAAACACAUCAAAAUAAAUAAUGGCAUUUGUUGUA